Molecule: messenger RNA, 552 nt
Organism: Penicillium cataractarum
Lineage: Eukaryota; Fungi; Ascomycota; Eurotiomycetes; Eurotiales; Aspergillaceae
Exons: 3
Coding region: 1-552 (183 amino acids)
Source: RefSeq, a predicted model, not a curated record
AUGAAGUUCACCAUUCUCUUCCAUGCCCUCAUCGUGGCCAUCUUGGGCCAUCUUGCUUUUGCAUCUGCAAUCGAGAGAUCCUCGGGUCUAACAGCCCGUGGCGACACCAACGGGACAGUAUCUACUCCCUACGGCGACGUCGUUAGCUCUUUCCUACCCGAUGGAAAAAACAAGAUCGAGUUCUUUACCGACGGCGUCCUCGAAGUGACCGCCCUCGAGCGCGCGGAUGGUGCAAGGGAUAAAGACUCACGCGAUCAAAAAGGUGUCACCUUCUAUGAUGUUGACGGUAAAGAGAUCAAUAUAGAUGAUCUGAAUGAAGAUGAUGAUUCUCUUGAGAAGAGAGUGUCAAAGUGGAAAUUGGCUAUCAAGUUUGCGAAGCUGAUUGCGAAGUAUGGAAAGAAGGCGUGGACGUAUAUUUACUGCGUUGGAACGGCACCGUUCUGGAGAUGCGGCGAUGAGUUCCUUGACUGUGCCUCUGCUGGUCGUGCCCCGUGGAAUUGUUACGAGGGUGGUCUUUGCAUCGGCAUGAAGGUCUACAAACACUGCAAGUAG